Aphis gossypii (cotton aphid) is the source of this 1298-nucleotide messenger RNA. RefSeq lists its product as uncharacterized. The transcript has 3 exons. Bases 879 to 1283 code for a protein of 134 amino acids. The record is from RefSeq and is a predicted model, not a curated record. Lineage: Eukaryota; Metazoa; Arthropoda; Insecta; Hemiptera; Aphididae.
CAUCGUACACAUCAAUUGCUGGAAAAUAAUGUACAGAUAAUGUAGUUGUAUUACCAGUUAAACUUAAUGUAAUUGAUUCAUACAUUGUAAAAAUUCAAGACAUAAAUGUCCACAAUUAAAUGAAUUAAAAUCUUGAUAAUUUGAAUAGUUAUAUAUAAUCGUGUUUCCUUUGAAAUAGUUUUGUAAUUCAAUUGGUGGAGGUAAAUCACCGAAGCUAUCAAAAUAUACAACCUUAUCUUUAAUUUUGUAAAACGCUACCCAAUGACUUCCAUCACCUGAAGAUACGUCUAAGUUUAAUAUACCACAUUCAAUUGUUCGUGGUUUUUUAGGUAAGUCAUCUCGUGAAAAGACUCCUCGGAAAUGAUUGAUAUUAAACUUUGCAAUGUAUUUUAUAAUGUCUCUAGAUGUGAGUGGUCUGUCAGGUAACGUUUUUAUCAGUUUUUUUUCCUUGAUCCAUUAUUGAUUAAAUUCAAUCCGCUACCUUUCUUUUUUUUCGAAUUUUGAAUUGCAUUAUAAACACUAGCACUCCCAGACAUUAAACUACCGAGAGCUGAUAACCCUGCGAAAAUAGGAAUUAGAGGAAUCGCACCUCCUGUCUGACCUGGUGUUAAAAUCAAUCUUUUACCAUUAGGAUUUUUCUUAACCUUUCCUUUUUUUUUGCAGCUAGUGUUCUCUUUUUUAUUUUUUUAUUACUUUUAUGUUUACCUUUAUAACUCAUACCUAUUUUCUGUUUAACCUUCAUCAUACUUUAUUUCAGUAUUUAUAAAGAAGUUUAUAAAACCUUCACCAGUCUUAUCUGAUUUCUACUUACAGGUUGAGCACACUAUCUUUCACUGGUUAUAAAUUUAAAAGAUCCAGAGUAUUUAUAAGAAAAAAAAAUGGAUUUGAUUGAACAGAAAGAUAAAUUAGAUAUUUCGAACGUUGAUACUCAAAUAAUAAAAAAAACGUCAAGACAUGGACCGUUAUUACCUGAUACUAUACGUGCUAUUAUAGUCGGUCCUAGUGGUUCAGACGCUGAUAAAGUUAUAAAACCGAAUUUAACUAAAAAGAAUUCUGUAAUAAUUUUCGAUGAUGUUUUAUGUGGUCCGCAGUCGAUAAUAAGAGAAUAUUUCGGAAUGUGUAGACAUUCAGGUGCUAGCUCUGUAUUCUAUUUAGCACAAACAUAUUCUAAAAUUCCGAAGCAACUGCAGAUAUGGAUUUCUCAGAAUUUCGGAAAAUUUCUCAUUUCUGCUGGAAUCAUAGUGAUUACGGAUUUAUGGUUAUUGAUAAAACACGUGAAAUGAAUGAAGGUAGAUAUA